AUGCAAACUCGGAAUGAAGAUUCUGAAGUCCCUCUUCAACCUGUGCUGAAGGAACGAAGGGAUCUUGGGUUGCAACUGAAGAAGGAAAAAGAUCAGGAGAACAGAGCCGUAUUAGACACCACACCAGUUGUUCUGCGAAAGAAUUCCUACAACAGUUUUGAAAAUACCGCCGGUAGCCGUAAGCCUCUUAUUCAAGAGGUCAACUUUGAAGGGACAAAGUCAGAGAAGACCACACCUUUUGAGAAUAUUCGCCGGUCCCCACGUCAUCACGAAUUCCUGCGCGGUACAAAAGAUUUUCAGUCGUUAGAAGAUCUUUCCGAUAAAGUCGAUUCACCUCCGGUGGUGGGAUCUGAGAGUCAUAACCAGCGUCAGAAGAAUCUUGAUUCACGCAAAGAGACGCAUCGUGAUUCUUUUCCCGGUGUUGAAACCCAGCCGAGGAUUUUGCGAGCUGUGUCAAGGAUAGACAAACGGAUUUUUGAGGACGGGCCCAAAACUAGGAUCAGCACCGAAGAUGAUUGGCUAACGAAGCGACAUUCUACAGCUAUCUCUGUUUCUCAGAAAGAGUCCAGCUCUCCCGCCGAUUCCAACAACGGCCAGAAAACAGAAAAAUGGUCUGUGCUUCGGCAACCGCUUGAUUCUGGAAAUGACAACAGAAACACUUGUGACAAACAAACGUGGCUAAAGAAGAAUUUGGACCAGAGACGAACAAUUUCCUACACAUUUACACCACCUGCUAAAGAAUUGGACACAAAAGAAUCGCAAGAGGCUCCUUGGAUCAAGGAAUUCCGGAAUAGUCGUAAAAGAGUUAGUCUCGUUUUCAGUAACCGUGAUCAAGUCAAGCCAGUAUUGGAUAAACCGCCGUCAGUCGAGACAACUUCUGUGCGAAUUUCCAAGCCUCUGUCAUCGCUAGCGGGUGAGCAGUCUAGCCGGGCGUUCGUAAGCGGCAAAGUUGCUGUGCACACAACUUCGUCUUCGGCAGUAGAAAAGAAAGAGACGUCGACCAUAUUGCCGGAAGGGACAGCUUCUCCGAAAUACAAAGUUGAAAGGAAGUCAUCUUUCAACAAUACAAACGAAAGUGGUGUUUCAUCAAGAAUGAAAGAAAACCGGUCACCGGUUUCAAGAAACAACAUAAACACAGCUGAGCCUUAUCUUCCGAGUUGGUCUGUUGCUGACGCUGGUGAAGCACCCGCUUCACUUACUGAUACCCGAAGUGACAUACCCGAUUGGCAAAGAAAAUUAGCCGAGAAAAACAAACUUAGAAAACAGUCAUUCCGGAGGCCUUCUCUAUCGCCGCGCGAAUCUCCCGAUCGGCAGAAAUCUUCCUCGAAAGGAUUACCAUCUUUCUCUCUAAGCAACGUCGAAAGCCACUCUGGCAGCAAUCGGAGACACUUCUCCAAUAAGCCGAUGUACGUCCGUGUGCUUCCACCUCCUGUUCUGCCCAACAAGCUGAGCCCUGAGAAGCUGCGGGAAUACACAGACCUGUCGCCUGAAAAUAGUCCCAGCCGAAUCCCAGUUCCUGUCAAUCAAUCAGGAAAACAUUCCAACAAUGAGUUGACGUCAAAAUCUUUUAAAAACCGUCUAUUUGGGAGGAGACACGAGGAGUCUGGAUCCAAUGCGUCCAGCAUUGUUUCAGAUGAGGUAGACAAGAAGACAAAAUCUAAGUACAAAUUCAAAAUACCUGUAAGUCCUAAAUUUACUCCGUUUGGUAAAAAGCAAAAAAGUAUUAAGCAAAAUCAAUCCGACGAGGAAAAUGGUUCGAAUUUGCCUGUUUCCCCGCAACAGAGAAGCGAUGAGGUCGUCGAGACUAAAUCCGAGAAGUAUAAUCUAUCUAUCUAUCUAUCUAUCUAUCUAUAUCUAUCUAUCUAUCUAUCUAUCUAUCUAUCUAUCUAUCUCAUUCAUAUCUUAAUAAUUCUAUCUAUCUAUCUAUCUAUCUAUCUAUCUAUCUAUCUAUAUCUUAAUCUAUCUAUCUAUCUAUCUAUCUAUCUAUCUAUCUAUCUAUCUAUCUAUCUCAUUCACAUCAUUAACUAG
Acanthosepion pharaonis is the source of this 2028-nucleotide messenger RNA. NCBI's taxonomy places the organism in Eukaryota, Metazoa, Mollusca, Cephalopoda, Sepiida, Sepiidae. The record is from the annotation of a GenBank genome assembly.